CCGGAGCGGAGGUCAACCAGUCUCAUUUUGCUUCUCCCAUCUGUCCUCUCUCUCGCCUUUCCUCUCUCCAAGCAUCUCGUGGUGAAAACAUACACCAAAGACGUUUCCGGGACCUGGUUGCAACUUAAUUGAUAUAUAACAUUUGCGCCCUCCCGUUUCUCUGACCUUGUACGUCUGUAUCAAGACGUGCACUGCUCAGUUCAAGCUCUCGCGCGCUUCACUUUCUACUCCUACCUUCUCCUUCUCCUUCCCCCUCACGCUACCACCGCCAAGAUGGGUUACCUCUACUACCUCUUCCACCCUUACCAGCUUCGAUCGAUCAUUCAAUGGAAGGUCUGGCAUGAUCCUGUCCACCAGCGCGAUCCCAGCACAGAGUCCCCAGAGCUAAAGGAAUGCUUUCGUUACCUCGAUAUGACAAGUCGCAGUUUUGCGGCUGUCAUCCAAGAACUUAACCACGAACUCCUCGUCCCCAUCACUCUCUUCUACCUCUGCCUCCGUGGCCUAGACACCAUCGAGGAUGACAUGACCAUCCCCCUGGAAAAGAAGGUUCCCCUCCUUCGAAACUUCCACAUCACCAUGGAAGAAGAUGGUUGGCAAUUCCAUGAGAGUCAGGAGAAGGAUAAGGAGCUGCUGGAGCACUUCGACGUGGUCGUUACAGAGCUCAAGAAGAUCAAGGCACCCUACUACCAUAUCAUCAAUGACGUGACUCGCAAGAUGGGCAAUGGCAUGGCCGACUAUGCCCAGAACGAGGAGAUGAUCAAGAACGGUGUGCAGACUAUUGAGGAGUACGAGCUGUACUGCCAUUACGUCGCUGGUCUCGUUGGCGAAGGCCUAACACGUCUGUUUGUUGAGUCCGAGUUGGCUAAUCCUAAGCUUGCUGAGCGUCCUUCUCUUACCGAGUCAAUGGCUCAAUUCCUCCAGAAGACCAACAUCAUUCGAGAUAUCCAUGAAGAUUGGCAAGAUGGCCGAAGAUGGUAUCCCAAGGAGAUCUGGAGCCAGCACGUCGACAAGUGGGAAGAUAUGUUCGACCCCAGCCAGCAAACGAAGGCCCUGGAGUGUGUCUCAGCGAUGGUUCUCGAUGCGCUAAAGCACAGUGAGGAAUGUCUGUUCUACAUGGCGGGCAUCAAGGACCAGAGUGUUUUCAACUUUGUUGCUAUUCCUCAAGGCAUGGCCAUUGCGACAUUGGAGCUUGUCUUCCGCAACCCUGAUGUCCUCAAGAGGAACGUCAAGAUCACAAAGGGCGAUGCCUGCAAGAUCAUGUUCGAGUGCACACAAAACCUCUACACAGUAUGUGAGGUCUUCAAGCGAUAUGCUCGACAAAUCGCCAAGAAGAACGACCCUCGUGACCCUAACUUCCUUGCCAUCAGUGCCCAAUGUGCAAAGAUUGAGCAAUUCAUCGAGACUCUCUUCCCCAAGCAGGACCCCAAGAAGCUCGCUGUGACUCAGGCCCAAGUCCAAAACAAGGAGCCAACUAUGGACGGAGGCGAGACUCUUGUUCUCUUCGGCGUUGUCAUUGCAGCUCUGGUCUGCAUUUCUGGUCUUAUGAUUGGUACCGCUUGGAUCUUUGGAGCCAGAUUCGAUACUAUCUUCAGGGAAGCCAGUGUCUUCCUACCAGGUGGCGAGAAGGCUACUCCCAUGAUUACGGGUCACGAAGAAUUGUAAUAUUAUGCGCGCCGAUUUGUUUUGCUUUGUUCACGGCACGAACCUUUUUAACGAUAUCCUAACGUACAUACCACAUUUAGCAAUGGUCCUCAUAUGACAGGACCUGCUCGGCGGCAUAUUGCUGGGCUUUAUACUCUUGUUAAUACUACCUGCAGCGGCGCGAUAAAGCGCGCGUUGCAGUUCAAGUUUCGUCCCCCGUUCACCCACUGGUGAUGUCUCUGAUCUUGAUACCCAACUACAACUCCUGCACGGAUGUCAAAUUGCAAUCGAGUCCUUCCAUGACUAUGAUUGUGCCGAAGAAGUGCGAAAAUUAAAUAUCUCUUGCUCUUGGUUUCCGCCUCACGGCGAUGUCACGCCACAAGUCUAUCUCGACAUGUUUGAGGAUGAUAGACUGGUGGCGGCGGGCAAACAUUUCAUUCAGCCUUGUAGACAUGAAUUCAUCUGAUUCGACCCGUGUUUGGCGAUUCUUGCUCCUUUUGGACGUGCUAUUACUAGUGAGGCAUGAAAUGUGUCUGGGCAAGGUUUCACCUUUGAUGCUGUUGGUGCGACAUGCUGUUACACUACCGGCGGGACACGUCUUAGCCGAUCUUUCAUCAACGGACGUGCCCAUCAUUCAGGGGUUUUGGUUACAUCGCCCUGCUCUUUUUGAGCCGUCAAGAUGCAGGCCAAAAGGAUGAUGGCAGAGCCUUUGGCUUUUGAUCUCGAGAAAGCAUUGGGAUAAAUUUAGAAUCAAAUGAACUAAAUUAUGGUCAACUCCCUUGUUCUCCAACUUCGCAGGUUCUUGUCUUAGUUGUUUCCGGCAUCAAUUCGUGGUAUCAAGUCUGCUGAUAACCCGAGCGUCAUGAGUCGCUUUUCACAUACUGGCUCUUGAUUUAGUAAGAGGCGCUCGUCAAACUUGGCACUUUAUGCACUGACGAGAAACAAAUGGUAGUCUAGAAGGUCUAUUGCCGUUACGUACCAUCUAUAGUAACAAACACGCUCGG
Fusarium verticillioides 7600 is the source of this 2645-nucleotide messenger RNA. Its product is annotated as squalene synthase. The record is from RefSeq and is a predicted model, not a curated record. The transcript is spliced from 4 exons. Gene Ontology annotation, molecular function: squalene synthase [NAD(P)H] activity. Gene Ontology annotation, biological process: farnesyl diphosphate metabolic process; ergosterol biosynthetic process. Gene Ontology annotation, cellular component: endoplasmic reticulum membrane. Bases 274 to 1662 code for a protein of 462 amino acids. Lineage: Eukaryota; Fungi; Ascomycota; Sordariomycetes; Hypocreales; Nectriaceae.